AUGGCCCCCUCCGUUCCCUCCGCCAAAUUGACCCUCUCCUGCCCCCUCUUCGCUGCUGACUUCGACCCGCGCAACCCCGGCUUCCUGCUGGUCGCAGGCGGAGGAGGUGAAAGUCGCACGGGGACCCUUCUAAACACUUCCAAACGUCAAGAGAUCUCAGAGGUGGUCGACAUCGAACUAUCGCGUGAGGAGGACUCCGUCACCUCGCUGGCGGCGGCACGAGCGAGCGAUGACUCCAUCAUUGCUUUGGCGGGAAUCAACAGCUCCAUGGCGGAGCAGAAACGAGACAACAACCAGCAUCUGAGGUCCUUCCAGAUCGAUUAUCCCCCGCGGCGAUCAUCCAAACCGAGUGGCGCAAACGAAAGCCGAAGUGUCGAAAAGGAAGCCGAAUCGACAACUCCGUCCUCGUCCCCGGGGAAGACUACGGCAUUGUCCCGCGUGUCCCUUUUUCGAACCAAAGCCGGUAGCACCGGUACCUACCAACGAAUAACGCGCUUGUCACCCUGGAAAGGCACAGAGUCCCCGCGCGUGGCUGCCAUUGCCACCGGGCUGGCUCCAUCUGGCGAGAUUGUUUUCUUGAACGCCACUACAGCAACCCCGAGCGCGUCCGAUGUCAUUGGAAGAAUCCGCCUGGGAAGUGAUGAAGAAGCCGAGGAUGUGGAUAUCGCAGAACUGGAGGCUGAGGGGAAAUUCCGGGUCGCCUAUACCAACGGCGUCGAUGUCUUUAUCUGUCAAAUCUCGUCCGACAAGAGGUCCAACGCCUCGCCAGACGUGAGCUGUGUAUACACCACUCCAUUGCCCGAGAAAGGCUCGAGAACUCGACCUAAGUUCCGCGCAUUGCGCUUCCUGUCACCGACGACCCUGCUGUUACUUCGAAAUGCGCCAGACCGCCGCGGGUGCGAGCUGAUCCUACUUGAUCUGCAUCAAGCAGCAUCGAAGAAGCCCUCAGCAUCCAUCGUCCGCAGCAAGAAGCUCCGCAAAGCCAUGAAAAUCGGGCUUGGUCUGGACGUUUGCUUGUUGAGCCAGAACACCGAUACCCGGCAGCAAACAGUUAUUGCGGUUGCCGGAAGCGACCAGUCGAUCGAGGUAUUGACGCUGGAGUCGAAUCCGUCGCAAGGUGGCCACGGUAAAUUCCGCACUUACACCAGCCUCUAUGAAGUGCAUCCCUUCUCCUUGACCAAGAUCUGCUUCUCGCCAUUCACACCUCCCCCGCAACCAGUCAGCCCCGAGACGCCGCCCCAGUACAUCAAGCUCGCUUCCCUCAGCCUGGGGAACACCGUUGUUGUGCACACUUUCCCCUUGGCGCCGUCGCCGCCGUCUAGUCGUAGUCCGCGGUACGUCCUUGUUCCGCCGCAUGACUUGGAUGUCUGGACCAGUCUCUCCAGCGGUCUCGCGGCGCUCUUCUCCAUCUUGGCCGUCUGCUUCCUUCUCCAGGCGUUUACGGAAAUUCGUGGGGUUAUGCCGCCUUACCUGGGCGCCACCGAAUGGCUUCCUCCUAAUAUCCGCGACUCCAUUGCCCGGCCAUACUACGCUCCACCACCCCAUCCACUCCAACAGUCAUCCCUCACCUCGUCGGCCCUCCCCUCAGCGGCGACUGACUUUUCUGGGCCCUUACUGCGCGAUCUGCUUCGCGAUAAUUCCCCUGUCGGCGCCGACGAUGAAAGGCCGCUCGUUCGCGUUCACUGGGAUUCCGAGCGCAACGAGCCUCUCGUUGACUCUGUUUUUGCGUCCCAACAAACAGAAAGUCUCCUCAGCUGGGAAGACCUCGGCGAAGAAGAGCAAGCCCUCUGGACACAGCGUCUGACAGAGUCCGGUCACUGGGCCUCCGAAGAUGACGUGACGGUUCUUCAGAGCGUUCUUUUCCAGGCAGAGGAAAGGCCACGAUCUGAGCUCUAG
Molecule: messenger RNA, 1896 nt
Organism: Aspergillus steynii IBT 23096
Lineage: Eukaryota; Fungi; Ascomycota; Eurotiomycetes; Eurotiales; Aspergillaceae
Exons: 2
Coding region: 1-1896 (631 amino acids)
Biological process (GO): protein secretion
Cellular component (GO): endoplasmic reticulum membrane
Molecular function (GO): guanyl-nucleotide exchange factor activity; GTPase activator activity; protein binding
Source: RefSeq, a predicted model, not a curated record